CUGCAAUCGCCUCUUAUGGGACUCGGGGAGGAAGAUGAGGCCGACCUUACAGAUUGGAACCUGCCUUUGGCUUUUAUGAAAAAAAGACAUUGUGAGAAAAUUGAAGGCUCCAAAUCUUUAGCGCAGAGCUGGAGGAUGAAGGAUCGGUUCCUGCUUGGGGAUGCUAAGCUUGGGUCUGUGAAUUGCCCUGACUGUCGCCUUCUUGGUACAGCUGCGGGGUGAAUGGAGAGUGUUGAAAAGGCAGCUGCGUGCAGAGAGGAGCCAGACCCUGACACAGGCUCCAGCCAGGAAAGGCAUUAAAUACCACCUUCGCUAAAUUACAAAUGAAGACGGUCAGUGUGGCCUUGGUCCUGUGCCUGAACGUGGGCGUGGAUCCUCCAGACGUGGUGAAGACCACGCCUUGUGCACGGCUUGAAUGCUGGAUUGAUCCUCUGUCUAUGGGUCCUCAGAAAGCUCUGGAAACCAUCGGUGCAAAUCUGCAGAAACAGUAUGAGAACUGGCAACCAAGGGCUCGGUACAAGCAGAGCCUCGAUCCCACUGUCGAUGAAGUAAAGAAGCUUUGUACAUCCCUGCGCCGGAACGCCAAGGAGGAGCGGGUCCUCUUCCACUAUAAUGGCCACGGGGUGCCCAGGCCCACGGUGAAUGGAGAAGUCUGGGUCUUCAACAAGAACUACACACAGUACAUCCCUCUGUCCAUAUAUGACCUGCAGACGUGGAUGGGUAGCCCAUCCAUCUUCGUCUACGACUGCUCCAAUGCUGGCCUCAUCGUGAAGUCCUUCAAGCAGUUUGCACUGCAGCGGGAGCAAGAGCUGGAGGUAGCUGCAAUUAACCCAAACCAUCCACUUGCCCAGAUGCCCUUGCCUCCGUCAAUGAAAAACUGCAUCCAGCUGGCAGCCUGUGAGGCACAUGAACUCCUGCCCAUGAUCCCUGACCUCCCAGCUGACCUGUUCACAUCCUGCCUCACCACCCCAAUCAAGAUUGCUCUGCGCUGGUUUUGCAUGCAGAAGUGUGUUAGUCUGGUGCCUGGAGUCACACUGGAUUUGAUAGAAAAGAUUCCUGGCCGGCUGAAUGACCGGAGAACCCCUCUGGGUGAGCUGAACUGGAUCUUCACAGCCAUCACAGACACCAUCGCCUGGAAUGUGCUCCCUCGGGAUCUCUUCCAAAAGCUCUUCCGACAGGACCUGCUGGUGGCAAGUUUGUUUAGAAAUUUUUUAUUGGCAGAAAGAAUCAUGAGGUCGUAUAACUGCACUCCAGUGAGCAGCCCACGACUCCCACCAACAUACAUGCAUGCCAUGUGGCAGGCCUGGGAUCUUGCCGUGGACAUUUGCCUGUCUCAGCUGCCAACCAUCAUCGAGGAGGGCACUGCCUUCAGGCACAGCCCGUUCUUUGCUGAGCAGCUGACAGCAUUCCAGGUGUGGCUCACGAUGGGCGUGGAAAACAGAAGCCCCCCAGAGCAGCUGCCCAUUGUCCUACAGGUGCUGCUAAGCCAGGUGCACCGGCUGAGGGCCUUGGACUUGUUGGGACGCUUUUUGGACUUGGGUCCCUGGGCGGUGAGCUUGGCCCUGUCGGUGGGCAUCUUCCCCUAUGUGCUGAAGCUGCUCCAGAGUUCAGCCCGAGAGCUGCGGCCGCUCCUGGUCUUCAUCUGGGCCAAAAUCCUCGCUGUGGACAGUUCGUGCCAGGCCGACCUCGUGAAGGACAACGGUCACAAGUACUUCCUCUCCGUCUUGGCAGACCCAUACAUGCCAGCUGAACAUAGGACCAUGACGGCCUUCAUUCUUGCUGUAAUCGUCAACAGCUACACAACAGGGCAAGAAGCCUGCCUGCAGGGGAACUUAAUCGCCAUCUGCCUGGAGCAACUCAGUGACCCACACCCCUUACUACGCCAGUGGGUGGCCAUUUGCCUGGGAAGGAUCUGGCAGAAUUUCGACUCUGCGAGGUGGUGUGGGGUGAGAGACAGCGCUCACGAGAAGCUCUACAGCCUCCUCUCCGACCCCAUCCCUGAGGUCCGAUGUGCGGCUGUGUUUGCCCUUGGCACCUUUGUGGGAAACUCUGCUGAGAGGACCGACCACUCUACCACCAUCGACCACAACGUGGCCAUGAUGCUGGCCCAGCUGAUCAAUGACGGGAGCCCCAUGGUCCGGAAGGAGCUGGUGGUGGCUCUGAGUCACCUUGUAGUUCAAUAUGAGAGCAAUUUCUGCACUGUGGCCCUGCAGUUCAUGGAAGAAGAAAAGAACUACCCCUUGCCUUCUCCCGCAGCCACAGAGGGGGGGAGCUUGACCCCAGUUCGAGACAGCCCGUGCACCCCCAGACUCCGUUCAGUGAGCUCAUAUGGGAAUAUCCGAGCCGUCACCACAGCUAGGAACCUGAACAAGUCCUUGCAGAAUCUGAGCUUGACGGAAGAGUCGGGCAGCUCAGUGGCCUUCUCCCCUGGGAACCUCAGCACCAGCAGUAGCGCCAGCAGCACCUUGGGAAGCCCUGAGAACGAGGAGUACAUCCUGUCCUUUGAGACCAUCGACAAGAUGCGGCGUGUGAGCUCCUACUCGGCGCUCAACUCCCUCAUAGGAGUUUCUUUUAAUAGUGUUUACACUCAAAUCUGGAGAGUCUUACUACAUCUAGCCGCUGAUCCCUAUCCAGAUGUUUCCGAUUUGGCCAUGAAAGUCCUCAACAGCAUCGCUUACAAGGCCACCGUGAAUGCCCGGCCCCAGCGAAUCCUCGACACAUCCUCUCUCACCCAGUCGGCCCCAGCCAGCCCAACUAACAAGGGCAUGCACAUCCACCAAGUGGGGGGCUCCCCGCCAGCAUCUAGCACCAGCAGCUGCAGCCUGACCAAUGACGUGGCCAAGCAGACUGUCAGCCGUGACCUCCCCUCCAGCCGCCCUGGUACUGCAGGCCCCACAGGGACACAGUACACCCCUCAUUCCCACCAGUUUCCUCGAACACGGAAGAUGUUCGACAAAGGCCCUGAUCAGACCACAGAUGAUGCAGACGAUGCAGCCGGACACAAAAGCUUCAUGUGUGCCACCAUACAGACUGGGUUCUGCGACUGGAGUGCCCGAUACUUCGCCCAGCCAGUCAUGAAGAUCCCUGAAGAGCAUGACCUGGAGAGUCAGAUCCGCAAGGAGCGUGAGUGGCGGUUCCUGAGGAACACUAGAGUCAGAAAGCAGGCCCAGCAGGUCAUUCAGAAGGGCAUCAGCAGACUGGAUGAUCAGAUCUUUCUGAACAGGAACCCUGGCGUCCCCUCUGUGGUCAAAUUCCACCCCUUCACACCAUGCAUAGCUGUCGCCGACAAGGACAGCAUCUGCUUUUGGGACUGGGAGAAAGGAGAGAAGCUGGACUACUUCCACAAUGGCAACCCUCGGUACACCAGGGUCACCGCCAUGGAGUACCUGAAUGGCCAGGACUGCUCCUUGCUGCUGACAGCCACAGACGAUGGUGCCAUCAGGGUCUGGAAAAAUUUUGCUGAUUUGGAAAAGAAUCCAGAGAUGGUUACUGCAUGGCAGGGGCUCUCAGACAUGCUGCCAACAACACGAGGAGCUGGCAUGGUGGUAGACUGGGAGCAAGAGACUGGCCUGCUCAUGAGCUCAGGAGACGUACGCAUCGUCCGAAUCUGGGAUACUGACCGUGAGACGAAAGUGCAGGACAUUCCCACGGGUGCCGACAGCUGUGUGACAAGUCUGUCCUGUGACUCCCACCGCUCGCUCAUUGUGGCUGGCCUGGGCGAUGGCUCCAUCCGGGUCUACGACAGGAGGAUGGCACUCAGUGAAUGCCGAGUCAUGACUUACCGGGAGCACACAGCCUGGGUGGUCAAGGCCUACCUGCAGAAGCACCCUGAGGGCCACAUCGUGAGUGUGAGUGUCAAUGGAGACGUGCGCUUCUUUGACCCUCGGAUGCCCGAGUCCGUGAACGUGAUGCAGAUCGUGAAGGGACUGACAGCCCUCGACAUCCAUCCCCAAGCAAACCUGAUCGCCUGUGGCUCCAUGAACCAGUUCACAGCCAUCUACAACGGAAACGGGGAGCUGAUCAACAACAUCAAGUACUACGAUGGGUUCAUGGGCCAGCGAGUCGGGGCCAUCAGCUGCUUGGCUUUCCACCCACACUGGCCUCACCUGGCAGUAGGAAGCAACGACUACUACAUCUCUGUGUAUUCGGUGGAGAAGCGUGUCAGAUAGCGGCACCCGGGGCUCCCGCCAGGCUGCAGCCACCCUCUGCUGUACAUAGUGAACCAAACCGCACUGCUUGGGUUGCAGUGCCCACCUACCUACCCGCCCUGCAAACCCUGGCCGACUGAGGAGGGAGCUCGCACUUCUUCCUGUCUGUCCUCACUGUAAUGUACAAGUCCAGAGCAGGGGAGGGUUUGACGCUGCUUCCUGUCAAGAACCAGCACCCAGGCCCCAAGGACCUCAGGAUGCGUCUCAGGGCAUCGUGGUCCUUCUGUCCUGCUUCCUUCUGAGGUUUUACAAAGGAUACAUUGGUUUUUCCAUGCAGUCAAAGCAUUAGUCGCAGGACAGGUGGAGCCCUGUAGAAAAGCUGCAUUGGGGCUCCUGAGAGCCAUGCCCAGCCCCACUGUCCUCUCAGCAGUGUGGACAGGAACCCCUCAGAGUAGGCUGGGCAAUGCUGGGAAAUGGAAGAAAGUGACUGAGGGAGGAGAGGGGAGGCCUCUCCUGCUACCCAGUGUGGAAGUCUGAACCUGGCCCUCCUAGGGCACUGAGGCAGCCCAACACACCCACCUCAUCACGGAGUACAUUAUGCUGGUGUGAGAAAGGGGCCCCCUCCUGCACAGCUAGCCUCCGAGGUCACAGGCAAGGGCUGUUGUGACUCUGCACAGAUGAGGCAGAUGUGUAGAAUUAGCUGUUGCCUGCACCUGAUGUGCUUCUCUCCUAUAGGGCAGUAGCCGUGGCCACAGCCGCACAACCUCCCCACCCAUGCCCAAGCUCAUGUGGGUGCCCUGGUCUUCCUGUCUGUGCGCGCUUAGGGUGCACACAUGUGCAGGCUCACAGUCUCCUCUGCAGGUGUCGUCCUGCUGACCCCACGCUCGUCACACACAGUCCAGAGGCUGCACUGGACCCCAGAGGCGUGUGAGCAGCAACAGCCCUGUCGAUGGUGUGGCUAAGGUUGCGCGAUGCAAUCUGUGAUGUGGAAGAGCUUCUCAGCAGUGUCCUGGUGUCAGCAUGUGUCUUUGUGCACACACAAGUGAGGGCCAUGGACAUUGCAGCCCUGGGUGGAGCACAGCACUGCUGAUGAGCUGCACACGAAUGGGCACGGCACAGUAAUGAUGUUUUUAAAAGCAUUUUCCGUUUUCCCUGGGAAUCAGGAUCUUUCAGAGGAGGACAAAGUGGCGUAAUCAGUUCUGCCAAUAGGAGUCCACUGUCCAGGCUGGAACAGUCAGGGCAGAGGCUGGGUCCCUGCGCUGUGCUCUGUUUUAGUCGAGAGCAUCGUCCAUGUGAAAGGACCUCUGCAGGCAGUGCUGGGCUGACCACAGGGCCAGGUGGGGCUGGACAACAGGACAGAAGGGGCUCCAGAGGAAGACAGCAGCCUGGAGUCGGGAAGGCCUUAGAACCACCCGACACAACCAGGAGCCCCCUGCCCAGUUCUGCAGAGCGCUCCAGUGGGGGACACGCCGGGACCUUCCAGCAGCUGAACUCCAAAUGUGAUCCAGCUCAGUCCCUGUCUAACUGGGGGUUCUGUCUUGGCAGCACGGGGCCUCCCUUCCCUGGUGGAGCUGCAGAGCUUGCAUCUUGCCCAGGGGCUGGGCCUUUGCUGGUCUGAUGGGAAAACUCAAUCAUGAAGCUAACCAAGGCUGGAGAGAGCACUGGCCUGGAGUUCAUUGUCUCUACUCAUUUCUCCAAAAGGAGAGCUGAAAGGACUGACCGGACAUGGAGCUGCAGUGAAGCUCAAAGCAGUGACAAGCAGCAAAGUGUUAAUAAAGAAUAAAGCCGCGAGAA
Molecule: messenger RNA, 5942 nt
Organism: Alexandromys fortis (reed vole)
Lineage: Eukaryota; Metazoa; Chordata; Mammalia; Rodentia; Cricetidae
Gene: Rptor
Product: regulatory associated protein of MTOR complex 1
Exons: 35
Coding region: 324-4169 (1281 amino acids)
Biological process (GO): positive regulation of protein serine/threonine kinase activity; positive regulation of cell growth; cellular response to amino acid stimulus
Cellular component (GO): TORC1 complex; cytoplasm
Molecular function (GO): protein-macromolecule adaptor activity; protein binding
Source: RefSeq, a predicted model, not a curated record